Messenger RNA from Diospyros lotus (date-plum), 534 nucleotides. RefSeq names its product ethylene-responsive transcription factor WRI1-like. NCBI's taxonomy places the organism in Eukaryota, Viridiplantae, Streptophyta, Magnoliopsida, Ericales, Ebenaceae. The transcript is spliced from 5 exons. Bases 1 to 534 code for a protein of 177 amino acids. The record is from RefSeq and is a predicted model, not a curated record. Gene Ontology annotation, molecular function: DNA binding; DNA-binding transcription factor activity. Gene Ontology annotation, biological process: regulation of DNA-templated transcription.
AUGCCGGAGACGACGGGCUCACCUUCUUCCACUUCUCGGCCGGAUACCUCUGUUGAUCGUACUGGCGAUCUUCAUGCUAAACAACCAAGGAGGAAGCGCCGAAUCCCAAAAAAUGCUGAGAGCUCCACCUCCGGCGAACGAAAAAAACCCAAGUAUAAAGGGGUCACCUGUAAUUUUUGGUGGUGGAUUUUGUUGAUCUGCAUGGCGGCGGGUGACGGCGACAGGCACCGUUCUAAUGCGAGGUUUGAUGCUCACCUGUGGGACAAUUUUUGGUGGAACGAAACCCGGACGAAGAGAGGACGACAAGUUUAUCUGGGUGCGUACGAGAACGAGGAAGAAGCGGCACGUGCGUUCGAUCUCGCCGCUCUCAAGUACUGGGGCGUCGACACCCCCUUGAAUUUCCCUGUAGAAACGUACGCAAAGGAGAUUGAGGAAAUGGAGAACGUGCCGAAGGAAGAGUACGUUAAGUCCCUGCGGCGAAGAAGCCACAGCUUCUCCAGGGGUGCCUGCAAGUACCGCGGCGUCACGAGGUAA